Orbicella faveolata is the source of this 885-nucleotide messenger RNA. RefSeq lists its product as uncharacterized. NCBI's taxonomy places the organism in Eukaryota, Metazoa, Cnidaria, Anthozoa, Scleractinia, Merulinidae. Gene Ontology annotation, molecular function: carbohydrate binding. The record is from RefSeq and is a predicted model, not a curated record.
UUCCUUUACUCUACUUUAGCUGUUACUUUAGCCCUUACCAAGGGCUCAAAAACUGAUGGCCCACCCCCUCUCUGCUCCGGCCCAGCCCAAUGCGAAUCAGUUUCGACGCUCAAAUGAAAACCGCUCUAUCACUGUUACUACAUGUUGUCUUAAAACUCAGAUUAGAAACAGUCCUUAGAAGAGCGAUACAUUGGCAAUUAUCUUAAUCUGUGUAUGAGGUAAGACCUAAUGUUGUUUUGUUCGUUUUUUUUUUGUUUAGAUCUGCGCCCAACAGACAUGCCCACCAGUAUACCAUCAUCAGAAAGCACAGCGCCACCGACAGCUGUGACAUACGCAGGUUCCGUGAAGCUCACUAAAGAGGAAUGGAGUGAUGACCUGAAAAAUACUGGCAGUGCUGCGUUUAAGAGUCUUGCCGGGAAACUGGAAAAAUCGAUACGAGAUCUGUACUCGGGCGUUGACGAAGCGUCACUGGCAUUUUUGACGGUCAAGGUAACAGGCUUCAGACGUGGAAGCGUUGUAACCAUCUUCAAUUUAACGUUUACUCGUGACAUAGCAGAUGGUCUAGGGGACAAUGUCACAAGCAACCUCGCGGUUGCUGUGAAGAGUGGAAGCCUUGGAGGGUUGGCAGUUGAUCCAGCCUCUCUCAAUGUCACAAAAGUUGCGUGGAAUGGAAGCACCGGUGAACAACCGACGGCCGCGGCACGGAAGAGUGGUAAGUUGACAGAAUUUUAGGAUUUGCUGUGCAUUCCCUAAAACAGUUCAUUGGGUCACACUCUCUUGCCCGAGAAUAGCCAUCAUUCAUGUUAACGCUGGACAAGCUAGUUUCACCCGUAAGCCUCGCUUUCAACGUGAAAAUGUGAAAAUUUAUCAGAAACGAAAUCUUAA